AGCCGACGCUGCUUGUGUCACCAUGGUGACGGGGCUGUGCCCAGGGAGGUUGUGAUGGGUUGACAGGUGCGUGACAAUCGGAGCUCUCUGCAAGCAUGUACGCCAAAGGCAAGAGUAGCAACGUGCCGUCCGACAGCCAAGCCAGAGAAAAGUUAGCUCUGUAUGUGUACGAGUACCUGCUGCAUGUAGGAGCACAGAAGUCAGCACAGACCUUCCUCUCAGAGAUCCGAUGGGAGAAGAACAUCACAUUAGGAGAACCUCCGGGGUUCCUCCAUUCAUGGUGGUGUGUUUUCUGGGACCUGUACUGUGCGGCUCCAGAGAGAAGAGACACAUGUGAACACUCGAGUGAGGCCAAGGCCUUCCAUGACUACAGUGCUGCAGCAGCUCCCAGCCCCGUCCUUGGGAACCUUCCCCCAGGAGAGGGCAUGCCAGUGGGGCCAGUCCCUCCGGGAUUCUUUCAGCCGUUCAUGUCACCUCGAUACCCCGGAGGACCCAGACCACCUCUCAGAUUACCGAAUCAGGGACUUGGAGGAGUCCCAGGUAGUCAGCCUAUGUUGCCCAGUGGAAUGGACCCCACAAGACAGCAAGGACAUCCAAAUAUGGGAGGACCGAUGCAGCGGAUGACUCCACCCAGAGGCAUGGUACCGCUCGGGCCCCAGGGCUAUGGAGGUGGGAUGAGACCACCACUGAAUGCCCUGGUUGGUCCUGGGAUGCCCGGCAUGAACAUGGGACCUGGUGGGGGUAGACCCUGGCCAAAUCCUCCAAACUCCAAUUCGACCCCAUACUCUUCUGCAUCUCCAGGAAGUUAUGUGGGACCUCCAGGAGGAGGGGGGCCACCCGGCACUCCAAUAAUGCCGAGUCCAGCAGAUUCAACCAACUCUGGUGACAACAUGUACACUAUGAUAAACACAGUCCCUCCGGGGGGAAGCCGACCAAAUUUCCCUAUGGGUGCAGGUGGCGACGGUCCAUUAGGUGGCAUGGCUGGCAUGGAGCCCCAUCACAUGAAUGGAUCAUUAGGGUCAGGUGAUAUGGACAGUCUCCCCAAGAACUCUCCUGGUAACCUAAGUAUGAGUAACCAGCCCGGGACCCCCAGGGAGGAUGGAGAGAUGGGAGGAAACUUCCUUAACCCUUUUCAGAAUGAAAGUUAUUCUCCGAACAUGACAAUGAGCGUGUGAAGGCUCUGGACGCAGGUUUGGUUCAGUCGCCCAGUAACCUGGUGUGGAUCGGUGAAAAGCAGAGAGACAGGAUGUGAUGUCAUCUAGGCCAGUGACUUCACCACCUCCACCACCACCUGCCUAGUCAGGACAGUUGCCCCAGGCUCCGUCCUUCUCCUCCCCACCCCACCCACCCCACUCCUCCGUUGUUCCUGUCCACGUCUCUCUCUCUCCUGUUUCUUCUCCCGUUCUAAGUGGUGACUCUGCUACAUUCAUCAGUUCUUCCUCUGCAACUAUGAGACUGUACAAAGGAACCAAAUUGAAACAACCUGGAGGAGAACUCUUUGUAUAUUUGCAUACGGUGUGUAUGAGACUGUGCACACACUCCAGUCACAGACAGACGUGUCUGCCUUUGGCAUCAUAUUACAGAGUUCAUGCCCAAAAACAAACGGCCAGUAUCCUAUUUAUGCUAAAGUUUAAAUUUCCAAGGGUUUGAAAAAUAACAGAUACUUUUUGAUUGAUGCUCAAAUUUAAUCUAACUGGGUCUCACAAGGAACUUUUUCUUUUCUUUUCUUUUCUUUACAAAUUAAUUUGUCCAUAACUGAAAGAGAAUUGGAGAGACAUCACAAUAUUACCAAUAAGUUUAUCUGAGGCUUGUGCAGGUGUUUGUCUUUUCAACUUUUGUGGUUGUCUGAAUCUUUAAGACCACUAACAUUGUGUUUCAUAUUUUAUACUAUGGGCCGUUUCUUUUUUCUGCGCUCCCCAAACUCAAGCCACAAAUGUGGGAAAUGUGAAAUCUCUUUAAAGUUAGCUCUUUAACCACGAUUUGCAGAAAGGCUUCAACUGAAAUAUUUGUCCUCAUCUAUCGAAUGGUUUUUGAGAAAAAUAAAGUGCUUUGUUCGAGGCCUAAGGCGAGAUGAUGCAACUUCAGUUAACAGCGCUACCAGUCAUACCUGACCAAGCAAGGCUGUAGAAACAAAAUCCCUGAGUGUACUGAAUUGAGCAAUGCCUAUUAAUUUAACUUUCUAUUCAUAAGAGGAAGAAUGUGUUACUUCUUUUUUAAAGUUGACAUAGUCUCUCUUUAAAUCAGAUCAGUCACUACGCUGACACUGAGGAAUACGGUUAGCACAAAGGUCGAUACCCAGUAGUACAGACUGAAAAUGUUUUCUAUAAUUAAGCAUGGUGUCGUUCUGUAUUCAGUGAUAAACCUUUGUUGCGUUCAAACUGUUAGACUUCCCAGUGUGAGUGGCUUACUAUGGAGGGUUUUACAUUCUGUUGACUGCACAGGCACAGGGCAAAGUUUAGGAUAGCUGAGUUUUUUUUGGGACUGUGUUAUCUUACAAGAGGGGAUACUGAACUUGUGCAUGCAGUCAUACGAUUUUAUUUAUUUUAUUUUUUUUGAGGCCUCUCUCGUCUCUAGUUAUUUAAACUUUUAUCCAAAUUAUUUAUCAGUUUAUGUCCUGCAGCAACAGUUGCAAAAUGGAUACAAUGGCCCACAUUCUCUGGACGUAAAACGUUAAAAAGACAGAGACAAAUCAAAGACACAUGACCAGUAUUGAGCGUAAACUGUAAGACACAAGCUUAUAAAGUCACUUUGGUCACUCAUACUUUAUUGCCAUCCGGAUAAACUGUGAUCUCAGUGUGAUGUGAAAGGUUUGUUGGUACAGAAAGCUAAAAACAAGCUUGUUUUUAAAUCAAUGUUUUAGACUUUUUUCACUGCCCAAAAUGUAUUAUCAUUGUGUACAAACGGACGAUAAUGCCUGUGAACAUUUUCCUCUCCCCUCUCUUACUGCAAAGUGUACAGCUCACAAAUGUAGCUCCUCUGUCUCGUAUGUGUAUUUGAUAUUAUUAUUAUUUAAAGAAAAAAACUGGAGAGAAUUCAUGCAAAAGGGAGGGAUGGACUGAUGACGCACCAUCACAACUGAACAGAGAUAUUUUAUUUUGAUUUUUUUUUUGUGUGUGUUAGAUUGAAGCCAUAAGUGGGAGUACAAGAAGAUGCAUUUGUAAAUUGGGUCAUGUUUAUCUGUUUUGUGGCAGUAUGUGGGACUCCAUUUGUGACGUGUUCAUUUUCUCUUUUUUAUUCUUGUAUUAUGUUUUUGUAAAUACACAGAGAAGUAUUUCAUGGGUUUUGAAUAUGCUAGUAUAAAGCUUCUCUUCCCUUA
Epinephelus moara (kelp grouper) is the source of this 3316-nucleotide messenger RNA. RefSeq names its product single stranded DNA binding protein 2a (gene ssbp2a). The record is from RefSeq and is a predicted model, not a curated record. Bases 96 to 1175 code for a protein of 359 amino acids. Gene Ontology annotation, biological process: positive regulation of transcription by RNA polymerase II. NCBI's taxonomy places the organism in Eukaryota, Metazoa, Chordata, Actinopteri, Perciformes, Serranidae. Gene Ontology annotation, molecular function: protein binding; single-stranded DNA binding. The transcript has 17 exons. Gene Ontology annotation, cellular component: nucleus.